AUGGUUGCGUUUGGGCAGCUGGACGUUUCGAACAACUCGGUACUACGCCUGAAGGUGCUGAGGCCGGAUGGAAAAGGGUACUUCCUAACUAUUCGAAGGGACUACGUGACCAUUCUGUAUUACCUAAAGUAUAUGAAGGACAUCCCCUUCAAAUAUACAGAAGUAGUGGACGUGUUUAACCACCAAAAGUUUAAAAAAUACUCAGAGAGGGAAAUUAAGGAAUACACAUACACAUGUAACGUGCGGAGGAUAGAAGAAAUAAACAGCCCAGAUGGAGAUUUCCCACCGCAUUUUCUUGAAUACAUAAAGGGAGAAGCAUGUUCAUGCCAAUCGUAUAACUUGUUUAGGGAUAACAAAGAUAUAAAGAGGUCAAAAUUAAAGUGCAUUUAUUUUAAUAUGCUAUUCUCCGAAUCGGCCACCGUUUACAGUAGGCACUGUGCCAUCAUGGAUUUCUCCUCCUAUGCUGUAUAUGACAUAGAUUACCCCCCACUAUUUAAUACCCAAGUGGAUAUAACUGUGCAGGAAUAUUCCUAUGAUGACGUCAGUAGCGUUUUAAAUAAAACGUAUGAUUUAGUUACAAAGGAGAAGAAAUACGAAUUGAAUGAUUCCAUAACGGAAAUUAGAGACGAUUAUUUUGACUUGUGGUUGCUUCUAAGGAGUGAAUUCCAUGGGAAAAACACUUUAGUCAAUUUGUCCAAUGAUUAUAUUCUCAUUCCUUCUGCUCCGGUGCACGAUAUAGACGUUUUAGCGAGUGACGUUACUAGGAAUUGUGGCCUACAAGAGAAUUCCCCCCUUCUGAAAGGAUGCGAUUAUCAUGGAGUAUGCAAUGAAAUUCACCCCUGCUUGAGAAAAGCUCUCAUGAUGCCAAAGUACCUCUUCGACUUGAGCGGCAAAACAUGUGACAAAUUUGGGGUGUCUCUUACCAAAUGGAGAGCAGCUAAUGGGAACUUCUGUGCCGCUCCCCCUGGACACUGCAUUUCUGUAAACCUUCAGAGAUAUUACGAUGCGCAUAAAGCAGCUAUGGAUUCAGAUGGGGCUUCAAAAUAUAAAAUUAAAAAUGUAUAUGCAUCGGAACCACAGACGAGGAUAUACAAACCAUCCACUUUGCCUGACCAUUUGAAAGAUAAAAUUAACAAUAAUCAUAAAAAAAUCGAUGCCAACGAUUUAGAUAAUAAAGUAUUUUACAAUCCAAAGACAGCUGCACACACGCAAUUCAUUGAGUAUAAAUUUAAUGGAAAUCAUUCUGUUGAGAUUAAGUUCGAAACGAAUGCGUUGGAGGUGUACGAAAUUAGGCCUGUUUCGACUGCCACCAUUACGCAUAUUACUACUCCCAAAAAUUGUUCUUCUAAUCAGUCGGAGUCAAAAGAUUGCGUUCUAAUUGUGCAUACCUGGAAUAACAGCGCCAAUGUGGGCUCAAACUUCUCUUGCCAUGUGAUUUGCACAGAUAAGGAGACGGGGAAAAUUGCUACUCACAUUGGGCCCAUCAGCCCUGUGAACGCGUUCAUUGAUGCUAACAAGAAUUACGCCUUUUAUUUUAUUAUCAAAUUUUUAAUAAACAAAGAAAUAAAAACCAUGUGUAAGGCAGUUCUUCGCGAUUCGAAUGGGAAGGAGUGUUCCAAGGAGGAUUUCCUAUUAACAUCAAAGGAGACUGUGCACGUGGUAGAUAUAGCACUACCAGAAAUGACAGUCGAAACAAGUGUAACCAAAUAUGACAGCGAACCGGAAGCUUCCCAAAAUGAUGAUAGCGAUACGUGCAAGUGUACUUUUGAAAUUUUUUGCUACCUAUUUAAUAUGAAAAAAUGUGUUAAUUAUUACACAAAACGGAUCAAAAAUGUCAUCAAAAAAUUUGCCAUAAUUGCCAUUUUGGUCAUCCUCGCACCUGCCUUAAUUCCGCUGUUGCCUUUUUUUAUCAAAUUCUUCUUCGUGUGUCUGUCCCUGGCCCUUAGAAUAUACCACUCCCUUUUAGUCGCCUUGCAAAGCAUCAACUUGGCGGGUAUCAAGGAGCGCCUACACAUCCGCGGGAAGAGAAGCAAAUGCAAAAAGGGGACAACAGGGGCAACGGGGGCCGCCUCGUCAUCCUCCUCUUCCCUAAUUGAAACGAGCAGUGUUUCUUCCAUGUCUCAAAAAGGCGGCACCAGAAAUGGCUCCUUCCGUGUGAAGAAGUCAGCAAAAAGUGAGGCGCUUAAACAAACGAGGAGAAAAAAAAAAAAAAAAAAAUCUGGCAGAAUGGGUAACAAGACCAUGACGGGUGCACACUCGCGUAACGAUUAUAGCCAACAUGGUGGCUCCUCUUCAGAGGGAACUGCAAUAUAUUCAUCGCAAUCUGCUAGUUCAAUAGACUUAAGCCAAUCGGACAGAUCUUCUAAUAAGGGCACGCGAGCGCCCUCCCGCGCACAUGCAAGGGGCAGCUAUAACGUUUAA
Plasmodium vivax (malaria parasite P. vivax) is the source of this 2421-nucleotide messenger RNA. RefSeq lists its product as hypothetical. The record is from RefSeq and is a predicted model, not a curated record. The transcript has 2 exons. Bases 1 to 2421 code for a protein of 806 amino acids. NCBI's taxonomy places the organism in Eukaryota, Apicomplexa, Aconoidasida, Haemosporida, Plasmodiidae.